Liolophura sinensis is the source of this 4362-nucleotide messenger RNA. Its product is annotated as tetratricopeptide repeat protein 21B-like. The record is from RefSeq and is a predicted model, not a curated record. Gene Ontology annotation, cellular component: intraciliary transport particle A. The transcript has 35 exons. Gene Ontology annotation, biological process: protein localization to cilium; intraciliary retrograde transport. The coding region runs from base 650 to 4300 and encodes 1216 amino acids. Gene Ontology annotation, molecular function: protein binding. NCBI's taxonomy places the organism in Eukaryota, Metazoa, Mollusca, Polyplacophora, Chitonida, Chitonidae.
AUGGACAGUUGCAAUGUAGGUAAAUUGGCUGAAUAGGUAUAUUUGAGGUUAGUUCAUUCAGGCAUUUAAACAGCUUUGUGCAACAUGAUUCUUUCAUAUUCUGUCAUCCACUUAAAGAUUUUGAACAGUUCUUGAUUCUGUGUCAUAUAUUGUGCAUUUAAAAUGAUCUCUGCUACACGUUUCUGGAGACCAAAACAUACAUUGGAGUGACUCCUUAGAGGCACUGCCCCAAACUGCGCAGCCGUAAUACAACAGUGGUUGCACACAAGAAACAUGAAACAAAAUUCUGGCGUUGUGUGGUGAAUAUUUUUUGAUCUUUUGUAACAAAAUUGGAUGAUACUAAUCAGUGUACACUGAAUCUCACUUUGUUUCUCCCAGGACAACUUCAUCAGUUGUUACACCUAGAAGCUUUGUAUACUUAAAUUUUUCAUUUCCUUUCCUUUUUCAUUUCCAGUUUUUAUUUUCUACAUGAAGUUUCCUCUCCAAAUUAGCCAUACACAGCCAUGAACGAACUGUUGUGCAUUUUGUCUGAUCAAGGUUGAUGGCCAUGCCAUUAUAUUUUAAAAUAACAACUUUUAGAUCAAAAUGAUACCAGAAGCUUAAAGGACAUGCCUGUGUGUCUGAUAGAUAAAUUGCUGCUGGGAUUUUCAUGAAAAUGUCGGGUUUGUACUAUGCUGGUCUGUUCCUGUUUCAUGCUGGCAAGCACGACAAAGCACGGGAAUACAUUGACAGGAUGCUCAAAAUGAACCCUACAUCAAGGGAGGGUUUAGUUAUUAAAGGAUGGAUUGAAAUGACCUGUGGGAGGGAUGCCUUUGCAAAGAAGGCUAUUAAAUUUUUUGAUGAAGCGAUUUCACUUCCAGACGGUGCUCGUGACAUUGAUGCAUUAUUAGGGAAGGCUAAGCACAUGGAGAUGCGUCACAACUAUAGCGGAUCCUUAGAACUGGUCAAUCAGGUGAUCGUGGCUUACUCUGGCUUCACACCAGCACUGAUUGAAAAGAUGAAACUACAGCUGGCUUUACAGGACUGGGACCAAACUGUGGAAACUGGCCAGAGGGCUCUGGCACAGGAAGCAAAUUGUUUGGAAGCUUUGAAGUACGAGGUUUUGAAUUUCCUGUGCCGCGAAGGAGACUGUCAAACAGCUGCCUACAAGUGUGGAGAUAUUAUUCAGGCGAUGGACCGGAUUGAGCCUAGAAAUGCUUACCUGUACAAGUCAAUGGCUCAACUAUUUUCCAGGCUGUGUGGCCGUAACAACCUGGUGCUGCAGCAGACCUGCACGCUUACGGAGAGAGCAGUGACUUUGGACAAUGACAAUGCUGAGUAUGUGACGGAACUUGGUUUUGAACUCCUGGUUCGGGGUAAAGUAAGAGAGGCCAUGAAGUGCUACCGCAAUGCUAUGAAGCUGGAUGAAACCAGUGUAGCUGCUCUCACAGGUAUUAUAAGAUGUCAACUGGAGGAGAAUCAGUUAGAUGAUGCUGCUCAACAGCUGGAGUUCCUCAACGAAAUCCAGCAGAGUAUUGGCAAAUCAGCUGAGCUUUCCUAUCUAAGUGCUGUGCUUGCAUUGAAGAAAAGUGAAGCAAAAGAAAAGGUUCUGGGACUGCUGAAUGAAUCUGUGGAGACACACUUUUCAGCUUUGAAGGGAUUGCCACUAGGGGCCGAUUACUUCUAUCACCUGAACCCAGACUUCCUCCUGCAGGUCAUCAAGAUCUACCUUCAGUAUGCUCCUCAACAGCCUGCUACCGCUGGUCAACCAGUUGACCCCACCCUGAAGCGCUGUAGUCAGAUCCUUGACCCCCUGACCAGAGCUGUCCCUGGACUAUUGGAGGGACUUUACCUGAUGGGCAGAGUGAAGUUUCUCUUGGGUGAGAUUGAUUCUGCCCAGAGCACUCUCCAGCAUUGUUUGGACAGAGAUCCCACGGUGUCUGAUCUACAUAUCCUGAUGGCACAGAUCCAUCUUUACCAGGGCAACUUUAAGCUUGCCAACCAGUCUUUGGAAGUUGGACUGAGCCACAACUUUGAGGUGAGAGAUCACCCAGUGUAUCACCUGAUCAGAGCCCGCAUUCAGAAGAAGCAAGGAGAUCAUGCCGAUGCCGUGAAAACCUUACAGCUCGCCAUGGUACUCCCAGGGGUGAAAAAACCUCCAGGUGUGGGGAGUGCUGGUAACAAAGGCAAGGGUCAGCAGAUCAGCAUAAAUGACCGCGUGUCAGUGUUCCUUGAAUUGGCAGAAGCUCACAGAAACCUGGGAGAGCAGCAUGAAGCGGCCAAAGUUAUGCAGGAUGCCAUUAAUGCGUUCCAAGGUACACCGGAGGAAGUGAGAAUCACCAUUGCUAAUGCAGACCUGGCUUUGGCUAGACAGGAUGUAGAAAUGGCUCUAGGCAUGCUCAGAAACAUCACUCCUGAGCAGGCUUAUUUUGUGCAAGCACGAGAAAAGAUGGCUGACAUUUAUCUUAACUAUAGGAAGGACAAAAGACUUUAUGCAAGCUGUUACAGGGAGUUGGUGGACAAACAUCCUAGUCCUCAGACAAGUAUAUUGCUGGGGGAUGCCUACAUGAGUAUACAGGAGCCAGAAAAAGCCAUAGAGGUUUACGAAGCAGCACUGAAAAAGAAUCCACGAGAUGCUGGACUGGCCAGCAAGAUCGGCCAGGCAUUGGUUAAGACACACCACUAUGGAAAGGCCAUGAAUUACUAUGAAGCAGCUCUAAAGUCUGGAGGACAAGCAUUUCUCAGAUAUGACCUUGCUGUGUUGCUGUUAAAACUUCGUCAGUAUGAUAAAGCAGAAAAAGUGCUGAGGAAUGCCUUAGAUUCAGAGAGCACAGAUUUAGACUCCAUGAUGGAGGAGACUCGCUACCAGAUGUUGUUAUCCAAGGUUUACCAGAAAGUGGAGAAAACUGAGGAUGCCCUUCUCUCUCUGACCAAAGCCAGGGACACUCAGGCUAGAGUUCUGAAGCGAGUGCACCUGGAGCAACCAGACUCAGUGGCCAGCCAGAAGCAGCUAGCAGCCAGUAUCUGUUGUGAGAUAGCAGAGCUUGAAGCUGGGCAGCGGAACUUUGAGAAAGCCAUCAAAUCGUAUAAAGAGGCUUUGGUGUAUGAUGAGAAUAAUGCCAAGGUGAUGCUUGAUCUAGCUGGUCUCUACCUGAGCACAGAGGACUUGGAUGCUUGUCAACACCAGCUCAUGUCCCUCCUACAGACAGAGAGGGAAAAUGAUGCAGCCACCAUUAUGCUUGCAGACUUAAUGUUCAGGAAAAAUGAUUAUGAAACGGCCAGGUUUCACUUUCAAAAACUUCUUGUCAGGCAACCAGACAACUACCAAGCCCUGGCACGUUUGGUGGACCUGAUGAGGAGGAAUGGUAAUCUUGAUGAAGUCCCUGCCUUCUUGGAGGCAGCUGAGAAGGCCACGGCCAGGUCUACCAUAGACAGCGGCUUCAAUUACUGCAAGGGGCUUUAUGAGUGGUACACAGGCAACCCCACAGCUGCCCUGAAGUGCUUUAACAAAGCUCGCAAAGAUUCAGAAUGGGGGAAUCAGGCCAUCUACAACAUGAUAGAGAUCUGCCUGAACCCAGACAAUGAAACCAUUGGAGGGGAAGUGUUCGAGUCGGUGGAAGGAGAUAGUUCGAGCCAGAUGGACCGAGACAAGGCCGACAGUGAACAGAUGGCUGUGCGGACAGCGGAGAAACUUCUUAGGGAAAUAAAGUCUCGUCCCGGUGACCUCCGUCCUCGUAUUUUGGAGAACAUGGCUCUUAUUGCCACCAAAAAUCGGCAGAACGUAGAGAAAGCUCUUUCUUCUUUCAUGGAGAUAGCCUCGAAUGAACAGAGAGACCAUGUUGGCUCCUUGUUUGGAAUGGCUACUGGUUACAUGGUAAUCAAACAGAACCCAAGAGCACGAAACCAGCUCAAGCGAGUGGCCAAGUGUCCAUGGACCAUUCAGGAUGCUGAAGAUCUGGAGAAGAGCUGGUUACUUCUGGCUGAUAUUUAUAUACAGAGUGGAAAGUAUGACAUGGCCCAAGAAUUGCUGAAAAGAUGUCUACAGCAUAACAAGUCCUGCUGCAAGGCCUAUGAAUACUCAGGGUUUGUAAUGGAGAAGGAGCAGUCCUACAAAGAUGCAGCCAACAGCUAUGAGAAAGCCUGGAAAUUUGGGAACAAGAACAACCCAGUUAUAGGUUAUAAACUAGCAUUUAAUUACAUGAAGGCCAGACGAUUUGUGGAUGCUAUCGACAUUUGUCAUCAUGUUUUGGAAAAUCACCCCAAUUAUCCCAAGAUCAGGAAGGACAUUUUGGACAAGGCCAGGAUGAGCUUGAGAGUUUGAUGGCCAGACACAGGAAUGGGACGAGCAUUCAAAACAGAUGUUACACAUUCCACAAAUCAUUC